Molecule: messenger RNA, 3765 nt
Organism: Mycetomoellerius zeteki
Lineage: Eukaryota; Metazoa; Arthropoda; Insecta; Hymenoptera; Formicidae
Exons: 5
Molecular function (GO): protein binding
Source: RefSeq, a predicted model, not a curated record
CGUCCGGACGUGGAGACAGUGUCAGAUGGUGUCGGACACCGCGGCUGCAGAUUCACGCAGAUUCCGAGCGGCUCCAUCUUGCGCAAAUCCAAAAUCCGACGAAUCAUUAGGAAUAGCGUGAGAGCGCGUUAUUGCCAGUUACUGCCGUCGACAGCGACCAUGUCGACGACGUCGACGACAAUGAAAUUGUCCAACGACUCCGAGGAAUAUUACUGUUUCCUGAUGAAGGAGGGCUUCAGCCUUUGGGACCACGAAGCUGUUGUCAUCAUUCCACGCUCGCACAACUAUAACUUGAAGACUAUGCGGACGCAGCUGUGGAAGCUGUUUGAAGUGCCGAGAAACAGACGCAUCUUCUACAUCGACGAUGACGGAGACAAAGUUCCAAUCGAUUCGGAAUGCGAGUUUGACGAGGCGUUGAAGCUCGCAAAAAACGCUUUUAUGGUAAACACAGCAAUUCCGUUGAUUGUGGGUUCUUUUAACAUGUCCACAUUGUUCAGCAACAAGCAAAAUUCUGGAAAGAACAAGACCCGUCCGAACAAAGAGUCGAAAAAUAUCAAUGAUGAUCCGAUCUCGUCCUUUAAUGAUAAAAGUGACGGUUCUGUGUCGGAACCGAAUUUUGAAUUUGACAAACGGAAGCGUCCAACUCAGAAAGUACUAUUGAAUCGAAAGAAAUUAGAUGUAAAGCGACGUGACGAAUCGAGUAGCGAUGUGACGAGCGAGGAACAAACAAAAUUAGAGGAUAUAAAAAUUAAAAAAGAAUCGAAUGCUUCAUUACGUUAUUCAGAGACGGUGGCUCCUCCGUGGUUCAUCAAAUACAUGGAAGCGAUGAAGAAGGACAUGGUGUCUACGAUUACAAAAGAAGUAGUGAAAAACGUGACGGUGGAGCUAAACAAACGCUUAGACUCCCUUGCGUAUCCUCCGUUAAAGGAACUAGGUCAAUCUCGAAGUCAAUCAUAUUCUUCUCUCUCGAAACGACAUCCUAAAUGCUCCUUCGAUUCGAACGAGAAGAAUCAAAAGAGGAUGAAAUCUCAGGAUGAGGAGCAGUCGAGCGAUGCCUCGAUCGAACGUGUGGACGAGCCGCAGAACGUAAACACCACGGAAGAUCUGCAGACAAAGAAAGAUAUGAUAUCUACAAUUAGUCAAGAAGUGGUGAAAGAGAUGACGGAGAUGUUGAACAAAUUUCCCCUGGACAAAGAUCCCCUUACGUCUGUCCCUUCAAAGAGACACGGUCAAUCUCGAAACCAGUCGCAUCUUUCUUCCUUGAAACGAUUUUCUCGAUAUAUUGAUCCACACUCGAGUGAGAAAAAUCAGAGAAAGAUGAGAUCUCAGGACGGAGAGCAGUCAAGCGAUGACGCUUCGAUGGAACACAUGUCGCGAAACGUGAAUAUCGCAGAUGUUUCGCGACAGAAGAAGCUUGAUCAUCUUAUUGAAGAUGCUAUUUGUGCAAGCAUGAAGGAGGAAAAAAGAAAGAAGAAAUAUCAUCAACGAAUGGCUUCAGUAACUACCGAUAACACAAACAGUGACGUCGGCAAAGAGCAAUCUCGAAGUAAUGCGCGGGAAGAUUUUGUUCCUCAGAAGAACUUGCCUCUACACGUAGACCCAAUACCAUACGAUGAAACUAAGGGGGUGUUCGAGAACGAGCUUCGUAUGAGUUGCUCCGUUACUGGGCACCAAAUAUUGGACGAAGGCCGUCGUAAGGAUACCUGGUGCUCUGAUAUCGAUAAAACCAGCUUUUGUUCAUGCGAUCAAGAAGAGGAAGACGACGAUGCUUUCGAGAUUAUCCAGAUGCCUACUUUGGGAAGUAAGGAUGAAUCGCUUACGCAUUCUGAGGAGCCCGCUGCCGAACAACGACGACACGACAGCAAUCGGGAUUCACCCAGCUUCGAACUCUUGUCAGAGUCGCCCUCGCCUACAUCUACAUGCUUCAUGCACUUCAACGAGGAACAUUUCUCGGCGAACGAGGGAAAUCCUGAGCAGGAAACUUUUAGAUAUUUUGACUCGCCGUACAGCUCCAUUUAUGUGACAGAUAUUCACGGUAGAAUCUACACCGAAUAUCAGUUAGCAAAGCUCAAUUGGCAAAGCGUUAACGUUGAUUUGAAAAAACGAAUUGAUAAAGCUCGUAAUUUGUAUAUAACAAACCAAAUUCAAAAUGCUCGCUGUACGAAUCCAUUCAUAGAGCGAUCGAACGAAUGGAAGAAGAACCCUCGAGAUGACGUUGGGUGUGAUACUCGCGAUAACGCGAGCAAUUCGUACGACGACGUGAGAAAUUCGCAUACGAGUUAUCUGACCGUGCGAACUCAUUGCGACUCAAAGUCGCAAUCGCAGUGUAGUUGCCAGUCGCAGACCGAUUUGAACGACUUCACACAAAGCUUCCACUCUCACACCACAUCGGUUACCGACACGACCGACAUUUACACUGAGGCCUAUGGCAACGACAAAUACGACGAGCAAGUACUGACGGCCAAAAACGUACGAGAAGCGGGGACAGGAACAGCAGCAGUAACAGCAACGGCAACAGCGACAGCGACUCCGAAAAACGAUCACGAUAUGCAUUUCGGCAGUGGCUAUAUAAAGGAUGAAAUGACAAAUGAAAGGUAUUACCCUGAUGCGGAUGACUAUCCAGAGGAUUUCUGCACCCCGCACAGUAAUACUACGCAGGGAACUUCGGUUGAUCCUCCGUACCAAUCCACUCAAUCGAGUAGAUCUUCCGAUAGAGCGAGAUCUUCCGAUGAGAUCCAAGGAUCAAGGAAGACAUUCAUUGGCGAGACACUGGGCGGGGGUGAUUCUGUCCACAUUUUACCAGAGCUAGUCACCGUGGCCGCUCAUGUCGGUUCGUUCGCUUAUGGCACUGCACGCGAAGUAUUUGACAAGAUACGAGCACACACGAGAGAGGAUUCUGUUAAACGUCGAGCCGGUAAAUACGUAAAGCGCGACAAUCGAGUUCCGAAGCGCAGCUUCAUCAAUCCCCUGUCUUAAUACUAAUAAAUUACUAAUCGCGAUCUUUUGUUUAUAGCUGAUAUACUAUACACUAUACAGGAUUGCUAAGUAGAUCUAUUAGGCGAUGGGUAAGUACGCGGAUCGGAUUUGCAGGCUCGAAAUAGUAUUGUAUUUUGGUGCAAUCGAAAUGUAUACGGUGUUUCUCAUAAUAUUGGGGUUUCUUAGAUCACACAGUGAAUAAAGUUAAGUUUCGUAUAUCGAUUAAUGUUAAUUGGCUUAUUGAGAAAUACUGAGAAUAUCCAAUUGUUAACAGAAAGAAUUUUAAUGACACUGAACCAGUAGACUGACAAAUUUGGAAAAAAAUUGAAGACGCUGGAAUACUUUAUUUAUACGAGUGAUUCUUAAUUGCGAUAAAGUAGAAAAAUAUCUCAGUGACAAGUCAAGAUAUUCUAUCGAAUAUUACGUGUCUAUUUAUCGGGAAAUUAAGAAUCACUUUGUAUGUAAUAAUAUUCAUAGUGAUAAAUUAUGCUAUGACAUAGAAUGUUAGAAUUGAUCGUAGCUGUAUAAAAUUAAGGAACUGAAUACAUAUAAUAAAAACGAAUAGAUGAAACUGGAAAGAAAAGAGUGAGAUAAUUCGAAAUAGUUUUAGUUUUCGUCUGGAAGAGAUAACAGAUUGUUUGAAAAGAAAAUAUGAAAUUCUUUAUUACAGUCUGUCCGCGCAUAAAUAACAUUAUGGGGGCUAGAAACAAAUUGUUUACUUACGAGGGUAAAUCAAAUAUAAACGAGAAUUUUUUUGUAUUACCUAUUAGACAAAAAAAUAAAAAUAUA